Molecule: messenger RNA, 519 nt
Organism: Brugia malayi
Lineage: Eukaryota; Metazoa; Nematoda; Chromadorea; Rhabditida; Onchocercidae
Exons: 3
Coding region: 1-519 (172 amino acids)
Source: RefSeq, a predicted model, not a curated record
AUGAAUGAAGGUGGUGGUAAACGUUCGGAUGAUGAAGGUGAUGAUUUAUUAUGGAACGAUUUUGAGAGUUGUGCCCAGUCGGUCACACUCCUGUAUCGAAAUCCAUCGUGGAAGGCUAUGCAAACAGCUGCUGCAUCCACUACCCAACUUUAUAAAAGUGGUAUCGAACAUAAGAAAAAAGCAUAUGAUCGAGGUUUUAUAGCGGGUAGACAAACUCUAGCACGUGAAAUUUAUGCUUUGCGUCGUUAUAAUGGAGUUUCUCUUGAUGAUAUCUGGAAAUUAUUAUCAAAAAUUGUUUGUGCUGCGGAAUACGGGUAUUCUUCGCGGAGUCCAACUCCGGAACAAACUGACAGUCCAGCAGUUUCAUUCUUUCAACAGGCGUUGUGUAUCCCUGCUAAUGUCGCCUGCCCACAACGUGAUACCGAAUUGAACAGUUUUUUAUCACGUCAGGUUCAUCGGCGGCGUAAACGACGUCAUUCGCCAACGGAGUUUCCUUACAAAAAGAUCUUCCGCUCAUAA